UUUCGGUCAGAUUUUGAAUGAACAACUCUGGCCUGUCAUAUUGUCCUUUAUCUUUCUUCUUUGUUUAAUUCAUCCCUGAUCGCAGAAGGAUAUAUACAGAUUUAUUCGGCAAGAGAAAAACGACGAAAAAAAAUUAGCCAUGGGCAAGACAAAGCCGAGCAAUAAAAAGUCUCCAAAGUCCCGCGAAAAGUCCGUUCUCAGCGCCGGAGCUUCACUACAGUCGAAACAAAAGCUGAACGAGGACCCCGCCACUCUACUCGACCAGGCGACCGUUCUCCUUCAGACUGGUCAGGCCGAGGCUGCUCUUCCUUUAGUCGAGCGAGCACUGAAUCUUGUGCCCGCCAAUUCGCCCAAUGCCCUUUCAGCUCUGAAUUUGAUCGGGGAGGUGAACGUUGAACUGGGAGAGAUUGAUGCGGCGCGACAAUACUUCAAGCUCGCGGUGGAUAUAGAUCCUGAGGGAAAGAUACCUGAAUCACAAGGCGGCGGAGCAGAGAAAUUUCUAUGGCUUGCUCAACUGAGCGAAGAAGGUGGAAAGGACAGUGUUCGGUGGUACGAAAGAGGUGUCUCCGCUCUCAGACAGAUUAUCCAGUCGUUAGAGCAGAGCGGUAAAGCGGAGGAAAUUGCUCUGGCCGAAGAGAAGAAGCGGAAGUUGGCAAAUGCCCUCUGUGCUGUUGUGGAAAUCUACAUGACUGAUCUUUCGUGGGAAGAUGACGCAGAGAGCAGAUCUGAGUCGCUCGUAACCGAGGCCCUCUUCGUCGCUCCAGAGGCACCGGAGUGUCUACAGACUCUGGCAUCCGUUCGGAUAUCACAAUUGCGGGUGGACGAUGCCCGAGCAGCACUCUCUAGAAGUUUAGGAUAUUGGAAGGAUCUGGCUCCGGAGGACCCCAAAGUCCCAGAUUUCCCUACACGGAUCAGUCUUUCGCGGCUUUUGAUGGAGGUUCAAAUGGAACUUGAAGCGCUAGAAGUCCUCGAGCGUCUGAUCCUGGAGGACGACCACAGUGUCGAGGCGUGGUACCUUGGCGGAUGGUGUCUCCAUUUGCUGGCAGAAAAAGAACAGCCUCCGGCACCUGCGGACGCGGAGGAAUCACCCGCUGAAAGACGACAUGCUUCCCUCGUCGCCAGCCGCGAAUGGCUGAAGCAGAGCUUGAAGUUAUACGAUCUCAUCGACUAUGAGGACGUGAGACUCAAGGAGCAUGCACUUGAGCUGGUUGAAGAACUGAACAAGGAACUAGGGGAGGACAUGGAUGAUGAAAGCGAUGCAGAGAAUCCUCUGGCUGCAAUGGAAGAUGGUGACUGGGAGGAAGAGGAGAUCGAAGUAGUGUCGGAUGAGGACGAGGAUGAGGAUCACGAAAUGGCGGACUCUUAACAAAAGCAUUGCAUGCAUUGAUUUUCUUUCGUAAUUGGGAAUGGGUUUUUGUCAGUGAUACCAAUAGAGGACCGUUUAUAUUUAUCAGAUCUAUCGCUACAUACUUCCAGAAAAGGAAGUAUGCUAGAGCUCUAUGCCAACAGCAUGAUUCGCAGCGCACAUCGUCAGUAGUUCCCUAUCACUAUAGACACUGAUUGCCUCAAGAGUAUUUCAAAAGUAAUUUUGUUCGCCACUCUUCUGUAGAUAAGGUAUUCAGUAAAUCCUGAGAUCUAGUUAACCCAUCAUUGGCGAGACCGGAACACGUUCGGGUAAAUUGAUUAUCCGUGCGGCCACCCGGAGAUGACCAUAGAGCAUGAGAAC
Molecule: messenger RNA, 1726 nt
Organism: Paecilomyces variotii
Lineage: Eukaryota; Fungi; Ascomycota; Eurotiomycetes; Eurotiales; Thermoascaceae
Exons: 2
Coding region: 140-1366 (408 amino acids)
Molecular function (GO): protein binding
Source: RefSeq, a predicted model, not a curated record